Rhodotorula graminis WP1 is the source of this 2739-nucleotide messenger RNA. RefSeq lists its product as uncharacterized. The coding region runs from base 1 to 2544 and encodes 847 amino acids. Gene Ontology annotation, molecular function: water channel activity; glycerol channel activity. Gene Ontology annotation, cellular component: plasma membrane. The transcript is spliced from 16 exons. Gene Ontology annotation, biological process: water transport; glycerol transmembrane transport. Lineage: Eukaryota; Fungi; Basidiomycota; Microbotryomycetes; Sporidiobolales; Sporidiobolaceae. The record is from RefSeq and is a predicted model, not a curated record.
AUGCCGACCGACCGCGAGCCUCCUCGUCGCCCGUCGCAGCCGCACCACAGCGGCUCGACCUCGUCCACCGACUUUGCCAGCCUCGAGCAGCGCGAGAGCCACGCCAGCGGUGCAUCGCAGUACCCGCGCCCGCCCAACCACACCCCUCCCGCCGCCGCCGUCCGCCGUCCUUCCGCCGCCCAGCGCGGCGACUCUGCCACCUCCUCUGCCCCCUCGACUGCACCUUCCCGCGCCUCGACCGCGACCAAGAAGGGCAAGAAGCCCGAGCGUCCGCGUCCGUCCAACCUCGCCGGCCCGACGCUGCAGCGCGUUCCCGAGUCGUACCUGCGCUUCGUGCGCGCCGACUCGGGCGGUCGCACGCCCGGCUCGGCGCACUCGGGCGCGGGUAUGGGUGGCCCCGGCGAGGGCGGGUCCUUCUUCUCGCCGAGCCUGAGCGGCGACGAGGCGGCGGCGGGCAAGAGCGACGGCGGCGGCGCCAAAAAGCCCGUGUGGGCCAUCGGGGGCGUCUUCCCCAAAAACCAGAAGCGCCGCCGGUCGACCGUCGACGGGCGCGAGAAGGGCGUGCGCAGGGGCAGCGUGUCGCAGCAGCCCCAGCCGCAGAACUCGGGCUCGGGCUCGGACGGCGGCGGCAGCGGCGGUCGAGGCGGCGGUCGUCGCGUGCCCGCCAAGCUUCCCUACGUCCCCGAGCGCGGCGACUCGAUCUCGGCCACACGGUCCGACUCGACGGGCGCCGAGGACACGGCGAGCGACACCGAUACCGCGCCGCGUCCACGAGCCGGCACGGGCGACGGCGUCGGCAGCGCGCGCACGGACCCGUUCGAGGAACUCGGGCCCACGGCGUCGACGCGGUCUCGCCGAGCGAGUGCUCCUCCUGACGACGGCGACGACGAGCGCGUCGUCGACGGUCUCGACUCGAGCCGUCAGCUCAAGGACGAGAUGAGGAGCGAGGUCGGCGACGAGGUCGAGGCGCGCCUCAAAAAGGUGCACUCGGGCAGUUCGCGCACAGUCGCAGGUGACGAGGGCGAGAAGGGCGACGAGAAGGGUCAGCGGGAGCGAGGAGAUGAGCAGGACGGCGAGGGCCCGCCGGAAGGAGCCGAGGCGGGGCGAGGAGGCCCGAACGUCGGCGGCGAGCUCGACCAAAGCGCCGAGCAGUGGGCCGAGGACGUCGAGGAUCCCGAGGACCUACCUGUGCGCAACUGGUGGGGCACGGUGCGGUACGCGCUGCGCGAGCCGCUCGCCGAGUUCCUCGGUUCCCUCGUCCUCGUCUGCAUCGGUGUCGGCGCCGACUGCCAGACCAAGAUCAGCCUCGAGACGAUGGGCGCUUAUCAGUCGAUGAACUGGUCGUGGGGCUUCGGCGUCAUGAUCGCGCUCUACAUCGCCGGCGGUAUCUCCGGUGGCCACACGAACCCGGCCGUCACCGUCACGCUCGCCAUCUUUCGAGGCUUCCCUUGGAAGAUGGUGCCUCGAUACAUCUUCGCUCAAGUGCUCGGCGCGUUCUGCGGCGCCCUCAUCAUCUACGGAAACUACCGCCGGGCAAUCGGCGAGUACGACUCGUACAAGCUCAUUCAGCCGACCGACUACUCGAACGCGAGCGCGCCGCUCUUCAUCACGGCGCCGUCCGAGGGCGUAUCAUCUACGAUCGAGGGCUUCUGCCAGGAGAUCCUCGCCGGCGGCAUCUUGAGCAUCGCGGUCCUCGCGCUCGGUGACGAGAACAACGCGCCGCCUGGUGCAGGUCUCGGAGCCAUCGUCCUUGGGUUUGUCGUCGUCGCUAUCGGCAUGUCGAACGGCUGGAUCUCUGGCUACGCCAUCAACCCUGCUCGCGAUCUCGGUCCUCGACUCGCCCUGUGGACACUCGGAUACGGCAAGAAGCUGUGGUACCACGACCACUGGUGGUGGCUCGUCGGCCCGAUCCUCGGCCCUACCGUCGGCAGCAUCGCCGGCGCACUCGCGUACGACCUGUGCAUCUUCACCGGGCCCGGCAGCCCCGUCAACUUUACCGGGCACGAGGUCGCCGACGCCAUGGGCUUGUACAGCGUCCACAACAUGGUCUGGACUGCCCUCUCGCCCGAGAAGCGCCGCCAGCGCCGGUUCGCCGACAACCCGAGGAGCCAGGACGACCUCGCCGAGAACGGGCUCGCGACGACGCUCGCUCGCCGCGACAGCGCGAGGAUCCUGCCCGGCCGGUCGACGCAGCAGGACAAGAGCGAGCUCCGCCUCGAGAACCGGUUCAAGAGGGCGCAGGCGAACGUCCUUCGGCAAGAGGAGCGCAGUCGUCAACGCGAGCACGGCGCGGCCCGCAAACUCCACGAGCCACCAGCCGACCAUGAACGCCAACGCCGCCUACCCGCCGCAGAACUCGCUCCAGGCGGCACUGCAACCGCAAGACUCGUCGCUGGCGGCGGCGCAGCACAACCGCGAGGCCAUGGAUUCGCUCGCGACGGUCCAGCUCGCCGACCAAGACGCGGACCGCCACUCGCACGACGAGGCGAUGCGCCUGCGCGGCGGAUGCUUCAACAUGGGCUUGUGCGGGUGCCCGGACUGUGAUUGCUGCAUCAUCCCCUGCACCAUCUCGUGAGCUUCGGUCCGACCGGUGAGCAGCUCGGACGCGAGGAGCGGCGAGGCGACGACGACGACGGCGCGACGAGGACGAGGAGGACUUUCCGCAGUGCAACAUACCUACAGACCCUUUCUUUUCAGUACACGACCUGUCCUGUACUUCCAUUGUUGACUCUCCCUGUC